AUGGGAUACCCCCAUAUUACUGACCUCAGCUUAUCUCUUUCAUUCAACAACGCAAAGCCUUCACCUUUGAUUCCAAACCUUUUACCUUUCUUCAAUCAUGGAGAUUUCGGUAAACCCCACCCUUUUUCUUGUAACAUUUCAUUCAUUUUUUCUUCUUUGAAUAAUGCAAACGAGAGAAGUCAACAGUCAUCAGGGAGUUCACGUUGGAACCCAACGCCGGAGCAGUUAAUGACACUCGAGGAGCUCUAUCGACGCGGCACACGGACGCCGUCCACGGCUCAAAUCCAACAAAUUGCGGCGCUGCUUCAGCGGUUCGGGAAGAUCGAAGGGAAGAACGUUUUCUACUGGUUCCAGAACCAUAAAGCAAGAGAACGUCAAAAACGCCGCCGUCAGCUUAACAAAACUCCUGACGAACAACAACAUUGCGAUGCCGAUGGCUUGGAAAAGAAGGAAUCAGCAGCAUCUUCGUUGGGUCGCUGCGAAAUUGAACCGACAAACAACCAGGCUUCUCCUUCAAACGUAUGUAAACUCUCCGAGGGUUUCAUAUCAACGCAUGGAACUGCAAAAAGUGGAAGAAACAAGUGGAUGCAAAUUCACGACAAGGAACUAUGCUUGGAGCUGUCUUGUUCGGGAACAACUUCAUCAGACACUGGAAAUUUAUGUCCAUUGAAACCACACCAAGAAAACAAUAUCACUCACGAAGAAGACAACAGACAAGACCAGACCCUCGAGCUGUUUCCCCUUGGAACCGGCAUUAAUAUCAGCAACAAAGACACCCACCAACAAGUGCCCAUCACAGCCAUAACUACAACAACGACAACCCGAUAUUUCGAGUUUCUUCCUCUGAAGAACUGAACAACAACACGGGAAGGUGGCCGGUGGGUAGCUAUUAGCUAAAGCUUAGCAUGUGGGCAACAGAUACGCAGAAAUUAAAUACUAGUUUUUCCAUUUGAGUUAAAAAAGAAGGUUAACAUUUAAGCCUGUCGUUAGUUUUGUUUUUUUGUGACAAACUAGGGACUGUUUCAUGCUGUGUCUGUCACGCAUGGUGCAACUGUGAAGACAAGGACAUGUAGUUAAUCUUG
Molecule: messenger RNA, 1082 nt
Organism: Hibiscus syriacus
Lineage: Eukaryota; Viridiplantae; Streptophyta; Magnoliopsida; Malvales; Malvaceae
Product: WUSCHEL-related homeobox 6-like
Exons: 4
Coding region: 1-855 (284 amino acids)
Biological process (GO): plant organ development
Molecular function (GO): DNA binding; DNA-binding transcription factor activity
Source: RefSeq, a predicted model, not a curated record